AUGGUUCUAUAUAAAGUUCGUGUGUCUACUGGCACCAACCUGGGCUCAGAGACUAAAGACUGGGUUUCAGUCACCUUGGUGGGCACCAAGGGCAGCAGCCCCCAAACCUGGUUUGACAACUGGGGACCAGACUUCUACGUUGGAGCGGACAGCGAGUAUGAAAUCCAAUGCACCCAGGACCUGGGAGAUAUCUUGCUCAUCCAGAUCACCAAAAAAACAAUGCUGUUAAUCCAAGACAGUUGGUACUGCAACUUUAUCCAGGUGACAUCCCCACAGGGUGAGAUCUACAAUUUUCCUGUCUACCAGUGGAUCGAAGGCACUGUGGAGGUCAGAGAGGGGAAAGGAAUAACUGCUCCUGAAGAUACCCUUUCAGAUCACAGGAAGAAAGAACUGGAAGAGAGGCAGAAAUCCUAUAGAUGGAAGGAGUAUGAACCUGAAAUGCCACACUGUCUGGAUGUCAACUCCACUCAUGACCUGGAAACCAACUCCCAAUUUUCUUUCCUCAAACGCGCUCUUUUUUACUCGCGUGCUACAGUGAUGGCGGUGGAGCAGAGACUGAAAGGAUACUCUACCAGCAAAGAGUCUUGGGAAUCGCUGGAAGACAUCAAGAAGGUCUUUGGUUUCAACAGGCAUGAGAUGAUAGAGUAUAUCAUAGAACACUGGAAGGAAGAUGCAUUCUUUGGCUACCAAUUCCUAAACGGAUUGAAUCCAAACUUGAUCCGGAAGUGUGCAAAGAUCCCACCCAAUUUCCCUGUUACUCAAGAUAUGGUGGCCAGAUCCCUGGGCCAUGGCACUACCUUGACAGAAGAGCUGAAGAAAGGGACCAUCUACAUUGCCGACUACCGCAUUUUGGACGGGAUCAGUGGUGGUUGGAUUAACAAGGUCCAGCAGUACAUCACGGCCCCAAUCUGCCUGCUGCAUAUCACCCCUCAAAAGGAGCUGAUACCCCUUGCCAUCCAGCUCAGCCAGACCCCUGGCCCAGAAACUCCCAUAUUCCUGCCCUGUGACUCUGAGUGGGACUGGAUCUUGGCCAAGACCUGGGUGCGCAAUUCCCAUUUCCACGUGCACCAGGCAGUGGCCCACCUGCUCCGGACGCACCUGUUGGCAGAAGUCUUCGCCCUGGCGACCUUCCGCCACUUGCCUACAUGCCACCCACUCUACAAGCUCUUAAUCCCUCACAUGCGCUACACCUUUAACAUCAACACCCUGGCCCGGGAAGACCUCAUCAGUAAAGAUGGUAUUUUUGACAAGGCAAUUGGUCUUGGUCGUCAAGGCUUGAUCGAGCUUUGCCAGAGGGGCAUGGAAGUUCUGACCUAUUCCUUCCUGUGCCUCCCAGAAGAUUUAGAGGACCGUGAUGUGUGUUCGCUGCCCAAUUACUACUACAGGGAUGAUGGUCUGGAGAUCUGGGCAGCCAUAGAAAGUUUUGUCUCCAAUAUUGUCGACUUCUACUAUUUGAAGGAUGAAUCUGUGCAGGAAGAUUAUGAACUGCAGGGCUGGAUAAAAGAUAUCUUUACCGAAGGUUUCCUGAGUCAAGAGUCUUCUGGAAUCCCGUCCUCCUUCGAUACAGCGCUGGAGCUGAAGAAGUUCCUGACCAUGGUGAUAUUUACCGUUUCUGCUCAGCAUGCAGCUGUCAACAAUGGGCAGUAUCGGAAUGGCGCCUGGAUGCCCAACUUCCCCUCCUCCAUGAGGAAGCCCCCACCUAGAUCCAAAGGCAUGACACACCUGGAGGACUACCUGGAUACUUUGCCUGCCAUCAACACCACCUGCAGCAUCAUUGGCACUGGCUACGUGCUCAGUGCCCCACCGGGAGAUGCGGUAGCUCUGGGGAAUUACCCCAACGAGUACUUCACAGAGAAGGAACCACAACAGUUCAUUCAAGACUUCCAGGACCGCUUGAACAAGAUCUCCAAGAAAAUUGUGAAGAGGAACUGUUCUCUUCCCAUUGGCUACCAAAAUAUGUACCCUCCCGAGGUAGAGAACAGUGUCUCCAUCUGA
This is a messenger RNA of Euleptes europaea (tarantolino), 1995 nucleotides long. Its product is annotated as polyunsaturated fatty acid lipoxygenase ALOX15B-like. The record is from RefSeq and is a predicted model, not a curated record. Gene Ontology annotation, biological process: linoleic acid metabolic process; lipid oxidation. The coding region runs from base 1 to 1995 and encodes 664 amino acids. Gene Ontology annotation, molecular function: protein binding; oxidoreductase activity, acting on single donors with incorporation of molecular oxygen, incorporation of two atoms of oxygen; iron ion binding. NCBI's taxonomy places the organism in Eukaryota, Metazoa, Chordata, Lepidosauria, Squamata, Sphaerodactylidae. The transcript is spliced from 14 exons.